AUGGGUUUCACAAGAUUUGGGCGGCCAAAAGGAGCGCAAGGGCAGUCGAGCCCCAACCUGUACGUGGCCAACUGUGGGCCAGCGGUGGGACUCUCCUAUGACACCAUUGUUUCGGUGUUUGGGGCCUUCGGUGAAAUCAAAGGAGUCUUUGCGGCUGAUGAGAGCGGUGCUCGUGUUGUUGUGUGUUUUGCUGAAGAGGGCUGUGCCCAGAAUGCCUUCAAUGCACUGAAUGGACGACCUUGUGCUGAGCUUGGAGGGCGUUCCUUGCACAUUCGCUAUUCUGUGCUUCAACCCACUUCACAAUCACAGGGCCGAGUCAAUGACUCAGUUCCUGUAUCUUUGCUGGCCUCAGAGCUAAACAUUCCUGGCCUUUACCUAAUGCACGACUUUGUUACUGCUAAAGAAGAGGAGGAGUUUCUUGCAGCAGUUGAUGAAAGGCCUUGGAAAAAUCUUUCGAAAAGAAGGGUUCAGCAUUAUGGCUAUGAAUUUUGUUAUGAAACAAGGAAUGUUGAUUCUAGAAAGAACUUAGGUGAACUUCCAGCAUUUGUUUCUCCCAUACUUGAAAGGAUAGCUAUGCUUCCCAUGCGUGAGGAUGCUGAAGCUAUAAUUUUGGACCAAUUGACGGUUGAGUUAUUGAAGCAUGGUAUGCAUUUAAGACUGAAGAUAGACUAUUAUAUUACAGGGCCUUGCAUUAUGGAGUUCAGAAGAUAUCUUGAUGCGGGGUUGACUCCUAGAGCUUCCUCAAGUUCUGAUAUUGAAAUAGAAAGUUCUGAAAACAAUUCAAAUUUCUUAAGGAGGGCAAUCUAUCUUCCUCCUCGAUCUUUGCUACUGUUAACUGGAGAGGCACGCUAUGCUUGGAAUCAUUACAUUCCACAUCAUAAGAUUGACAUGGUGAAAGACAGUGUGAUCAGAAGAGCCUCGAGAAGAGUGUCUUUCACAUUUCGUAAGCUUAGGAAGUGA
Prunus armeniaca (apricot) is the source of this 960-nucleotide messenger RNA. The record is from the annotation of a GenBank genome assembly. NCBI's taxonomy places the organism in Eukaryota, Viridiplantae, Streptophyta, Magnoliopsida, Rosales, Rosaceae.